This is a messenger RNA of Bactrocera dorsalis (oriental fruit fly), 4346 nucleotides long. It is a transcript of the gene NPFR, whose product is annotated as neuropeptide F receptor. Gene Ontology annotation, cellular component: membrane. Lineage: Eukaryota; Metazoa; Arthropoda; Insecta; Diptera; Tephritidae. Gene Ontology annotation, molecular function: neuropeptide Y receptor activity. The transcript has 6 exons. Gene Ontology annotation, biological process: G protein-coupled receptor signaling pathway. The record is from RefSeq and is a predicted model, not a curated record. The coding region runs from base 780 to 2168 and encodes 462 amino acids.
CGCCGAAAGGAGCACAAUCAAGUCAAAAUUGAGCGCCACAGCGGAAGUGUAUCCUUGGCAGUGAUAAGAGUGAAGUAGUAUAUUUACUGACCGUUACAGAAUAGCAAUAGGCGGAAGCAAAAAAUUCGAAUAUGUGGGUGUUAACUAAUGCUUGAAAAAAAGUAGACACACGCACUCGGGCUAUAAGCGUUUACUGUGCGGACACUGCGAAGAUAGCACAGUUUUGUGAAGUGAUUUACCAUAUACUAUUUUAAGGAUUUGAAUUUUUAUUGAGGUAAAAUAACGAAAGCUGGCUGAAGCUGUGAUGGGAGCGCAAUAAUAAAACAGUUUGGAAGUUUUAAUAACAGUAAAAUGAACCGCAAACUCAUUAAAACCACACAAAUUAAAUAAAGGUGAAAAAAGAUAAAACAUUACAUUUUACAACAUAGCUAAAUGCAAAAGAAUUAAGUGUGUGAAUAUUUUGAUAAAAACUUUUAACUCAUUCGCCUAUUUCGCUUGUGAGUGAAUAAAAUAUCAGUGUUUUGGAUUUACUCAGCUUAAAAAUUUGAACUAUAUGAAAAGUCGCCUUUAAAUGAAAAAUUACUUCAGCUGCACUCUCUCCGCGAAUUCCGUAGUUAAAUAAAUGGAAAAUAUUUAAUUUUGAAGAAAUACAGACAUUUUGAGGGGCAAAGGGUGAGCGCUGAUUUAUACAAACGUCAAAGUGUGCACCGAUGUUAGUUUGCCAAAGGAAUUCCUUGGAACAAAAACUCUGUGCUGACUAGUAAAGGACAAAGUUAAUCAUGAUAAUAAAUAUAACGCACUUAGAACCGGCACUGGACGCAGGUGUUCCCUCUACUGCCUCAGGAAUGGAAUUGUUUAAUUCCAUCACAACUGCAAAUGGAGAGGGCACUCCUUUGGCAGACUACAUGGAAGUAGAUAUGAGCAAUUUAACCGCCCAGCCGAAUUCAAGUUUAUUCGUGACGCAGGGAAAGAAUCUCGUUGACCGGUUUUCAAGAAAUCGCGCCGUCAGCGAUCACUGGCAUUACGCACUCAUAAGCAUAUACUUGGGUAUGAUUAUAUUUGGUACUGUCGGCAACAUAUUCGUCGUGAUGGCGGUAGUGAGAAAACCCAUAAUGCGCACCGCGCGCAACUUAUUCAUACUGAAUUUGGCUAUUUCUGAUCUACUGUUAUGUGUAAUAACAAUGCCUAUAACGUUGUUGGAAAUCCUCUCAAAAUACUGGCCCUUCGGGAUGUUGGAAGUAAUAUGCAAAUUAGUUGCCAUGCUGCAGGCGGUGAGCAUUUUCGUCUCGACCAUUUCCAUAACAGCCAUUGCCUUUGACAGGUAUCAGCUAAUUGUAUAUCCGACACGGGAAAGCCUUCAGGUUGGUGGUGUCAUAGCCAUUCUUGCUGGCAUAUGGCUGUUCGCAGUGCUGUUGGCCAGCCCUCUCUUCAUCUACAAACGCCUGGAACAGGCAGAAAUACCGCCACUACUGGAAUCCUUAGGCAUCCAUGGUGUAUGCUUCUGCGUCGAAGAUUGGCCCGUGAGUCAUGGACGAUUCUAUUAUUCAAUAUUUUCGCUCUGCGUGCAAUACUUGGUGCCAAUACUGAUCGUAUCCGGUGCAUAUUUCGGCAUCUAUAAAAAACUACGAAGUCGCACAACGGUGGUGGCAAUGCAAACGCCACAACGCAACGCGGAACGUGGCCGUCGUAUGCAACGGACAAAUUGCUUAUUGAUAACGAUUGCACUGAUUUUCGGCAUAUCAUGGAUGCCCUUGAAUGUUUACAAUUUAUAUGCGGAUAUGCGGAGUCCAAUGGCGGUGACGGAACACAUGCUUGUCAUAUAUGCUUGUUGCCACAUGCUCGGCAUGAGUUCCGCUUGCACGAAUCCUCUGCUCUAUGGAUGGCUGAAUGACAAUUUCCGUAAAGAAUUUAGAGAAUUAAUAUGUGGUUCUAAAGAAAACACUAAUGUUGCUCUUAAUGGUCACACGACAGGCAGUGGACAGACACGUCGGAGACGAAAGCACGCCGAAAUAUCCAAAGGUGAUUUGAAGUUGUUGCCCAACAACAAUGGCGUUGGCUUACGAAGUGCCGCGACCGAGUCGAUAGCGCUGACAGAAAAUCCAAUUUCCAUUGAAGUGACAACUCUGACUGCGGAACAAUAUAUGCUGAAUUCGGUGGAUGUACUGUAAUAUAAUAUUGUAUCUGGUGUGCAUGUGAUGUUAUAAGGAAAGCAUUUCUGCUAAAUUCUGUACAUAUGUAUGUAAACCUGACAUGUACAUAACAUUAACGAAUGAAAGAAUACACUUUAGCAGAAAACUGUACAGCAAAACACAAAUAAAAAGGCAAAAUGUAAUUGUACAAUGAAACACAAAAAAAAAUUUGAGUGAUAUCUGCUAGGGCUCUGAUUUCUAUGCACUAAGAUUGUAAAUACAAAUAUAUAUGUAUAGACUAGUCAAUUAUAAGUAUUUAAAAAAAAAAUUAUAUGUUGACUAAAUUUUGUGUCAAAUUUAUUAUUGCAUGCACUCAUCAUAUACAUAUAUGUACACUUAUAGUACAUAAUUAUACAUUUAUGUAUUUAUUUUUAUAAUAUGAAAGAACAUUACUUAAAAAGAAAAUUUUAAAAUACAAUAAAGAGUUGAUAAGAAAAUAUUAUUUAUAGUAUAUUCCUAUUAAAAUUAAAGAAGAUGCGGUUCGACCUUCAAAUGCGUUACCUAACUCCGCAUAACGGGUUGGAAACUAUGCCAACUCGGAAAGUUCGGUAAGGCUUUAAAAAUGGCGUCAACAUUAGCAUUCGAUUUUGGUUAACUUCCAAUAUAUAGACAGGCAUGUCGGAGCUAAGACUUUAGAACACGAACCGCCACAUUAUUUUUACACACCCGCAAAAUGUUGCCACGGAAUAUAACAAUUUCUUUACCUAACCAUUGUUUAUAACCACUUAUAAAACAAAUCGAGAUAGAUAUAGUUGUAUAUGAUAAGGAUAACAAGACUAGUUGAAAUCCUAGUGACUGUUUGUCCGUCUUCCUAUUGAGGAGAUAACUUAAGUAAAAAUUUAAAUAUCUUAAUCAAACUUGCGUCAAAAUGGGCACUAGAAUGUGUUCUUUCUUUGUCGUUAACAGAAAUCUUCAAAAUGUCAUAAUUUAGAUACUACACUGUAAUUUGGUAUAAUGAAUCGCUGUAGGAGGGGCUGGGUAUGUGGCUUGUUAAAAAGUGGACGCGACUUCGUCCUGUAAUAGGUUUAAAAUAUUAUAUAUAUCUCUUAAACCAUUAAAGCUUAAUCCACCAAGUCUGCUGAGGACAAGUUUGGCUAGCCCAUCCUCGUACUGCGUGAAAACAAUAACCACGUCCAUUCCUCAUAUCACUAUAAAAUAUAUAAAUACCAGUGAAGAUAUUGAGAGAGAAAUUUGCACAAACAAAAAUUUGCAUUUUUAGUCCAAAAAUUUUCAAAAUUAUAUCAUGUUUUCAAGCCUUAUGCUAUCUUAGUUAUCUUAUUAAGUUUGAUCUUGUGUAUACCAUAGUUUAAUGCAUAAAAUGUGUAUAGUCGGUCCAUAAUGUUCUUUCCUCCAAACGGCACGCCUAGAACUAACCGAGAUAGAUAUAUAGUCAGAUAUAUUUAUGUAUGUAUAUGAAUAUGAGACGAAAAUGGGCGAAAUUAGAUUAUUAAUUUCCAUGUAAUACUUUUAUUUUACAGUCAAGUACAAAAGAAGUUAUCGGAAUAACACUUUGUAAAAAGAGUGUAUUAGUAGCAAAGCAUUUAACAACUAAGAACUGUCGAAAUCGGACCAUAACUUUACAAGCCCCCAGAUAUCAUUUACAAUAUGCGUUUCAAAGUAAACAGGACUUUUUGAAUCUAGCGUCCCUGGUGGCGCCAUCUAUAUGUCGACUAGUGCGUUAGAAUCUGCUAUAUUUAUCGAUUGUUCAGUGACAAUGACAUUUCAUCGAUUGGAAGUGAAGUUAUUGCGUUUUAAGUGUCAGUAUGUUUGUGUAUCGGUGCGAAAAUGAGUUUCGAACAAAGAGCCAACAUUAAAUUUUGUUUUAAAAUUGGUAAAACUUUUUCCGAAACGUUUCAAUUGAUGAAACAAGUUGCCUAUCCCGUAGCAGAGUGCACGACUGGUUUCAACGUUUACUAAGUGGUCGUGAGGACAUAAAUGACGAUCAACAUGUGGGCCAAUCAAAAUUCGUGAUCACCGGAAAUUCCAUCGAAACUGUGCGUGAAUUCAUCAAAAGUCAUCCGAAAUCUUCAUUGAAAUUCAUGGAAAUGGAAUUCGAUUCAUCGAUUUAUUGCAUUUUGACCGAACAUUUGGGCUUACGAAAGGUGUGUGCACGGUUUGUUUCGCACAAAUUGACUGACGACCAAAAAUUGCUCAGAA